AUGUACAUCACCCUCUACUACAUAGUCACCCGGCUCCCUGACUCCCUUCGCUCGGUCAGGGACCAAUUCCUCUCUGUUUGCCCCACCACACUCACCGUUGACCUCCUCGAGGAGCGCCUCCUGGCAGCUGAGAAGAGUAUAGUCGCUGUAGGAGCCUCUAGAGGUGACCCGCGUGCCCCUGUCUUUGAGGGGUGCUCCCCCUCCCCCCUUUUGCCCUCUGUUGCCUCUGCUGCUGCCGUCGACUUCGUUGGCACCGAGUCGGUCGGCGCUGCGUCUGCCCCUAGCGGGCGACGCCGCACCGGCAAUGGCAAGGGGGGCAAGGGCGCUGGAGGAGCUGGUGGGGGCGGUGGAGGUGGGGGUACUGGUCCGUGUACCUACGUCCUGCGUACCGGCGACCGCGCUAGUGAGCAGUGCGGGGGCUCGCACUCCACCCAGCGCCGCUUCGGCCGCCUGACGGACGCUUGGCGUCACCAGUUCCCUGACGCCACUGAGAUCCCUCAUUGGGGAGAGCUGUAUAGGGUGGGGGUUACUACCUUUGAUCUUGACUAUGAUGCAAUUCUUGCUGCCAUGUAUACUGUGUCUACUAGUGAUGAGGGUGACUGUUACCUGUGUGUUCCGCCUGACCCGGGCAUUGAGGUUGCUGCUCUAGGUGCUGCCCCCUCUGGCACCCUGUCUGGUCUCUACCUCCCCUCGUUCUCUACGAACUUGGUGAGUGGUGCUGAUCUACAGGAUGGGGGGGUUGACCAGUUCACUCCAGCGAGUCAGCGGGUGACCCACUGUACGUGA
Messenger RNA from Closterium sp. NIES-65, 786 nucleotides. Lineage: Eukaryota; Viridiplantae; Streptophyta; Zygnematophyceae; Desmidiales; Closteriaceae. The record is from the annotation of a GenBank genome assembly.